Fusarium keratoplasticum is the source of this 2712-nucleotide messenger RNA. Its product is annotated as NACHT domain-containing protein. Bases 1 to 2712 code for a protein of 903 amino acids. Gene Ontology annotation, molecular function: protein binding. The transcript is spliced from 3 exons. The record is from RefSeq and is a predicted model, not a curated record. Lineage: Eukaryota; Fungi; Ascomycota; Sordariomycetes; Hypocreales; Nectriaceae.
AUGGGCGCAGAGGCGCGUGCCAAUAUCGCCGUUACUAUUGGCGAUGUCAACGUGGCCCCGGGGGCCACGGCUGUUAUUGGCAUGAACAGAGUCGGCUCGGACGCCAAUACGCAGAAAAAGACUGUCCGCGAAUACAAGGAUGACCUCUUCGUUUCCGAGCCGCGCUCAGUCCGCGCCGAACUCAUCAAUACCAAGGGAAGCCUGACAGAAGGAACAUGCCAGUGGAUUCGACAUAAUGAGAUCUACCGGUCUUGGCUAGACGCCCAAGAGUCGGGCCUCCUUUGGAUAUCUGGCAGACCUGGGCGGGGAAAGACUAUGCUCUCCAUCUUCCUGACCCAGGAGUGGGAGUCUUUGCCCGACUGUGCUGUGCUCUAUGUCUUUUGUGGAGACAAGUCAACCAGUGAUGAAAUCGCCAUCAUGAGAUCUUUGCUCUACCAGGUCCUGGACCAGGUUCCUAGCAUGGUCAAACAUGUGGAGGAUUGCUUGGGGACAGGAGAGAGAACCAAGCGCACCCUUUCAUCUCGUGGAGAUCUAUGGGCCAUGUUUGCGAGCAUACUAACGGAUCCAAAACUGGGACCCGUCCUUGGACUAAUUGACGGUCUUGACGAAUGCCACCGGGACUCGACCCGCUGGCUCUUGAACAACCUACGACAGGUGUUUGAUAAGGAAUCAAGAUCGAGAUCGCCACCUUACAACCCAUUCAGGCUUGCCAUAGUCAGCCGAGACAUGGUUGGCUUGCGAAGUUUUCCUCGACUGAAUCUCGAAACCAAGACGGAUGCGAUUGCAAAGGAUGUCUCCCGAGUAAUCAGCGCCAAGAUCAAAGAGCAUGAUCUCUUCUCCGAGUUGGGCCUUGACUUCAUAAAAGAGGUCAAGACAACCCUCUGGCACCGCUCAGAUGGAACUUUCUUGUGGGUUGGCUUUGCCAUUCAGGAGCUCCUAUCCGUUGAGACGAAGACAGAGAUGCGGAUUGCCCUGGAUGCGAUUCCACAAGACCUUGGCGCCCUAUACUCCAAGAUUCUCCUUCGGAUAAAAGGCCCCAUGAGAGGGAAAAUCGCUCAGCUCUUGCGCUGGGUGACUCUGGCGUGUCACUCUCUGACCGUGGAUCAACUUGCCGAGGCUUUGGACGUGGACGCUCAAACCAUCGUCGACCUGGUAGCUAUGUCUGGGUCACUCUUGACUCUAAGUAGACGGAUGGCCCGGGACAUGCCCACCUCGAGAAAUGCCAAACCUACCUUUUCUAUGCAAUGGCGGAAUAAAGGUGCCAUUGUCAAGCUCGUCCACGCUUCGGUGGGUGAAUUCUUGAAGGGCGAAGCCAACAACGACAUUCUACGAACUCCAGAAUUCCGCAUCGAAGUUGAAGAAAUGGAACUUCAUAUUACCCAGAGGUGCCUGAGCGCACUUGAGGCUGCUCUCUCCUGCGCUUCGGUACGCGAUGACAUGCCAGUCAACACCUUGUCCUCGUAUGCCACCUUUUCCUGGCCCGAGCACGCAAGACGCUGUGGCGAGCGUCUCGAAAGGCUGCUUGACUCGGAUAACGCAUUCGUUCAGAACAAAUUCAAGCCAAUCCACAAGGCGAUGGAACUUGGGGCAGAAGUUGCAGAGCUCUUCUUGAAGAAGACACUAGAAGGCAUCAGCCCCAACCCUCUGGCACGGCGGCCACGCAGUACAGCUCUAGAGCACAGCCUAUUUCGGAAAGCUGUCGCACUGGGAGACGAGCGGCUUAUUCACAUUCUGUUCGCUAACGGAGCCACUCUUGACAGUGACGUAGCACAAUUGGCUUUGAAGGAUGCACUGGAGAUCCGCGGCGGUGCGGCGGUCAUCGAGUUGCUGCUUCAACACGGCGCCAGCCCCCGCGGUCUGGAUCCAGCAAUGGUGUUAAGGCAUGGCGCUGGGCCCGUCUACGAUCAGGUCAAGGCACUUCUUGACCACGGUAUGGACCCCAACGGUAGCAGCGAAGGGCGCCCUCUGUUGCACUGGGCAGUUGCUGGAUUUGGGCCAGACCUUGCGGAACUGCUCGUCGACUACGGCGCCGAUAUAAACGUCCAAGACGACCAUGGCAGGGCUGCUCUUGUAGUUGCCCUGGCCGUGAACAAGAUCGAAAGCGCAGCCAUGCUCUUGAAGCGUGGAGCUGACCUGACCAUCAAGGAUAACCAUGGCGACAACGCCCUCCACUGGGCGGUUAAACUAAGAAGCCGCAGGGGCACCGAGCUGCUUCUCCAGCACGGCCUGGAUGUGAAUAUAAAAAAUGAAGAUGGAAGAACAGCUCUGGCUUCUGUGCUUGAAAACUGGGAUCUUUCAACGGCAGAGCUGCUCGUCGAAGCUUGCAUCCAUGUUGGAGGUGGACGAAGUAACUCUCCUCUUGAGGAGUAUGACAUACAAAUACAGCCAGCUCUGUUCCUGGAAGCCGUCCGGGAUGGAAGUAUCCAGAUUGUGCGGUUUCUUCUACGGCACGGCGCUGAUGCUAAUGCUCGAGUUGGUGUAUUUGAUCCAACAACUCCUCUCAGGGCGGCCAUCUCGAAUCGACAUGUCGCCAUGGUGAAAGUGCUUCUAGAACACGGCGCAGACCCCAACCGGGGACUUCGAUGGUCAGGAACUCCGCUGUACUGGAACCAAGAGUUCGACGAUGAAGAAAGGGACCAGAUAACUGAGCUAUUGCUUCGAAAGGGUUCCCGCUAUGGCCGAGGCAGAGUGACGCGCCUGAGAAGGUUAUGA